Molecule: messenger RNA, 803 nt
Organism: Ochotona curzoniae (black-lipped pika)
Lineage: Eukaryota; Metazoa; Chordata; Mammalia; Lagomorpha; Ochotonidae
Product: dynein heavy chain 14, axonemal-like
Exons: 5
Coding region: 78-698 (206 amino acids)
Biological process (GO): microtubule-based movement
Cellular component (GO): dynein complex
Molecular function (GO): dynein light intermediate chain binding; ATP binding; dynein intermediate chain binding
Source: RefSeq, a predicted model, not a curated record
AAGACUGGUAUUGCCAGGUUUUUCCCUUAUGGGCUGUAACUCAUCUGGGACAAGUGGUACUCACUGUGAGUCAGAUCAUGUUUUGUUCCGACUGCAUUAAAAGUUUCAUGAGUUAUCACCCAAAAGAAGCAUUGGAAAAAGUCCGUGCCGGCGUGCUAGGUCGUGUAGAACAGCUUGCAGAACUGAUGCUGCGGGAUGCUUGUAACUCUCGAAGGAAAGCCGUGCUUGGGGCCUUGCUCAUCCUGUAUGUUCACUGCAGAGACUUGGUGAUAAAUUUACUGCUUAGAAAUGUCUUCAAGGCAGAGGACUUUGAGUGGUCAAGACAUUUACAGUACAAGUGGGAUGACAAGCAGAAGUUAUGCUACAUAUCUCAAGGACAUGCCACUUUGGCUUACGGCUAUGAGUACUUGGGCUGUACCUCCAGGCUGGUCAUUACGCCCCUCACAGACAGAUGCUGGUUAACCUUCCUGGGAGCACUCCACUUGAACCUAGGAGGUUGUGCUUCUGGUCCAACAGGUGUAGGAAAAACAGAGACUAUAAAAGACCUAGCCAAAGCUUUAGGCAAGCAUUGUGUGGUCUUCCACUGUUUCGAGAAUUUGGAUUAUAAGUUACCCAGGUCGAGUAGAGCUCCCACAAAACUUCGGAUCUCUGUUUCGCCCAGUGGCAAUGAUGGUGCCCGAUUAUCGAAUGAUUGCUGAAACCAUUAUGUCUUCAGCUGGAUUCAAGGCUUCCAGAUCACUCUCUGGAAAGCUGGUCAGCCUUUGUGAAUUAGCUCACAAACAGCUCUCACAAAAGGUAGAGUA